AUCCAGUCCUCACAUCCACAUAACACAACAACGCUCACAACUAUGGCUUCACGAGACGGCAGCGCACGCCUGCGUGAUAGGGAACGAGACUACGAUCGGGCCCCAACCCGUGACCGCGACGUCCGCGAAAGGAGAGACGACCGCGGCGGCGAGCCACACGACCGGCGCAAUCGUUCCCGCAGUCCACGACACGAACGCGGUGGACGACGAUCAGACAAGAAUCGCUUUCGCUCGCGUUCCCCUGCUCGAGGCGACGAGCGUGACGAGAAACCCUCACGCGACGGCCGCGGCGCGCGAGAGCCGCCAAAAGGACCCCGUGGCCCUGGAGGAAACUAUCGUGGACGCGAUAACAGGUCUGGCGGACCAGUGAAGGCUGAAGUCAAAUCUGAGGAGCCCGAAGAUGUCAAGAUGACUGAUGCAGCGGCGCGCCCGGAUGAUAUGGACGAGGAUACAUGGGAGAUGAUGAAGGUGAUGGGAUUCAAAGGAUUCAAGACCACCAAGAACACGAAGGUCCCUGGAAAUGAUCGCAAUUAUGGUGUGAGAAAGGACAAGAAGAUGGAGGCUCGUCAAUACAUGAACAGACAGGGUGGAUUCAACAGGCCUCUAUCCCCAGGCAGAGGAUGAGCAAGUUGGGAGAACGACACGGCGAAUCUGCAUGCCGAUUCCAAAAGAUCACUGCACUCUUGGUGCAUUUCGAGAGAUACCCGGCCAUUCGGCAAAAACACGAACAGAAGCAGGAUACAGCUAUGGCAAUAUCGAUGUGACACUACCAUAUCGUGGGACACAAUCGACUGGCAGAUUUUUCUGAAAGACUGUCAGCCAUGUCUUGGGAGUUGAGCCCUUGAAAAUAACAAAGGAAAGCUCUAUUUCGAUCUUGGAGGAUUCAAGGACGGAAAACAACAUGCGAGUCAAAGCAUAUGGACCUGGAGCUUGAGUGGGAUAAUUGGGAGCCCCAAAUGUUUAUCCUAGCAGCAUUCUCCCAGCAAGGCUUCAAAAGGCUAUCGUUAAAAUAAUGAGCAAUAGCCAUAGAAUAUAAUAUGUUCAAAUCCUA
Messenger RNA from Aaosphaeria arxii CBS 175.79, 1051 nucleotides. RefSeq lists its product as uncharacterized. The transcript has a single exon. The coding region runs from base 43 to 624 and encodes 193 amino acids. Gene Ontology annotation, cellular component: precatalytic spliceosome. The record is from RefSeq and is a predicted model, not a curated record. NCBI's taxonomy places the organism in Eukaryota, Fungi, Ascomycota, Dothideomycetes, Pleosporales. Gene Ontology annotation, biological process: RNA splicing.